Molecule: messenger RNA, 505 nt
Organism: Linepithema humile (Argentine ant)
Lineage: Eukaryota; Metazoa; Arthropoda; Insecta; Hymenoptera; Formicidae
Product: small ribosomal subunit protein eS28
Biological process (GO): ribosomal small subunit assembly; maturation of SSU-rRNA; translation
Cellular component (GO): ribosome; cytosolic small ribosomal subunit
Molecular function (GO): structural constituent of ribosome
Source: RefSeq, a predicted model, not a curated record
UCUCACAUCCUCUUUCCAUUUGCGCUAGAUACUCUUUUCAAGUCGCAAGCCACGUGAGAGACAAUUAUUAUGGACAAACCAGUCGUUUUAGCACGUGUUAUUAAAGUCCUGGGUCGCACUGGCUCCCAGGGACAAUGUACCCAGGUGAAGGUAGAAUUUCUGGGCGAACAAAACCGGCAGAUCAUAAGGAACGUGAAAGGACCGGUACGGGAAGGCGAUCUCCUAACCUUGCUCGAGUCCGAACGUGAGGCGAGAAGGCUUCGAUAAUGCAUCAGCUUUAAUUAACAUCGAAAAACGGUCACCAGCUGUCGUCAUCGGACUUCAUCAGCUAUGGAUUUUCUAUCUGGAUCAUUCCACACCACGGACAAUUGUGGAUAAUGGAUAUCGACACGGUUUGAGAAGAUACUGCUGAUCGCGAAACGAGAACAUGUUCUGUUCUUGGAAACAUUCCUGUCACACAAGAAUUCCACUACUUUUGCAAUAAAUCUCGGCUGGUUACCACAAA